CUGGCGAGCCUGCGCACGUGCACUAGCUGCCGCGCCGGGCUCGCCGGCCAGAGAGGCGCAGGUCCGGCACCCGCGAGCCCGGCGGCGGCGGUCGGGUCGGUGCUGCGGGACCUGCCCUCCAUGCCUGGUCCUCCCGGGCUCGGGGCGGGGUCAGGAGGUGGCAGCGGCGGCCGAUUCAGCCAAAGCCGGCUCCGCGGGGGGCCCACCGGGACGCCUCAGCCCCUCGGAGCCCCGCCUGCGGGCUGCAGGCUUUUGCUGAGCCUCGGGAUGCCCGCGGAGAUGGGUCAAGCCCGCCGGGCCCGUAGCACCUCCCCGGGGCUGUCCUCUCGGUAGGGCCCUGCGGUGGCACUAGGAUGCACCUGUCGGCGGUGUUCAACGCGCUGCUGGUGUCUGUGCUGGCGGCCGUGCUGUGGAAACAUGUGCGGCUGCGCGAGCAUGCGGCCGCCCUGGAGGAGGAGCUGGCGCGCGGCCGCCUGGCCCCGGAGCCCGCGCCCGCGCCGCGCAUCGACUACCCCCGGGCGCUGCAGACGCUGGCUGAGGGCGGUACGCACAUGGUGUGCACCGGCCGCACGCACACCGACCGCCUCUGCCGCUUCCAGUGGCUCUGCUACUCCAGCGAGGCCGACGAGUUCGUCUUCUUCCACGGCAACGCCUCGGCCAUGCUGCCCAACCUGGGCGCGCGGCGCUUCCAGCCGGCGCUGCUCGACCUGUCCACCGUGGAGGACCACAGCGCGCAGUAUUUCAACUUCGUGGAGCUGCCCGCCGCCGCGCUGCGCUUCAUGCCCAAGCCCGUGUUCGUGCCCGACGUGGCGCUGCUCGCCAACCGCUUCAACCCCGACAACCUCAUGCACGUCUUCCACGACGAUCUGCUGCCGCUCUUCUACACGCUGAGGCAGUUCCCCAGCCUGGCCCAGGAGGCCCGCCUCUUCUUCAUGGAGGGCUGGGGCGAGGGCGCUCACUUUGACCUCUACAAGCUGCUCAGCCCUAAGCAGCCACUCCUGCGGGCGCAGCUGAAGACCCUGGGCCGGCUGCUCUGCUUCUCCCACGCCUUCGUGGGCCUUUCCAAGGUCACCACGUGGUACCAGUAUGGCUUCGUCCAGCCGCAGGGCCCGAAGGCCAACAUCCUAGUCUCGGGCACCGAGAUCCGCCAGUUCGCCCGGUUCAUGAUGGAAAAGCUGAAUGUGAGCCAGGCGGGGGCUCCCCUCGGCGAGGAGUACAUCCUGGUCUUCAGCCGCACCCAAAACAGACUCAUCCUGAACGAGGCAGAGCUGCUGCUGGCACUGGCCCAGGAGUUCCAGAUGAAGACGGUGACGGUGUCCCUGGAGGACCAUGCCUUCGCAGACGUCGUGCGGCUGGUCAGCAACGCCUCCAUGCUGGUCAGCAUGCACGGGGCGCAGCUGGUCACCGCCCUCUUCCUGCCCCGUGGGGCCACUGUGGUCGAGCUUUUCCCGUAUGCCGUCAAUCCCGACCACUAUACCCCCUAUAAGACGCUGGCCACGCUGCCUGGCAUGGACCUCCAGUAUGUAGCCUGGCGGAACAUGGUGCCGGAGAACACAGUCACGCACCCCGAACGGCCCUGGGACGAGGGCGGCAUCACUCACCUAGACCGGGCUGAGCAGGCCCGCAUCCUGCAGAGCCGUGAGGUCCCGCGGCAUCUGUGUUGCCGGAACCCCGAGUGGCUCUUCCGAAUCUACCAGGACACCAAGGUGGACAUCCCAUCCCUCACCCAGACCAUACGGCGUGUGGUAAAGGGCCGGCCAGGGCCCCGAAAGCAAAAGUGGACCGUCGGCCUCUACCCAGGCAAGGUUCGGGAUGCGCGGUGCCAGGCGGCGGUGCAGGGUGCCUCCGAGGCCCGCCUCACCGUGUCCUGGCAGAUCCCGUGGAACCUCAAGUACCUGAAGGUGAGGGAGGUGAGGUACGAGGUGUGGCUCCAGGAGCAGGGGGAGAACACCUAUGUGCCUUAUAUCCUGGCCCUGCAGAACCACACCUUCACAGAGAACAUCAAGCCCUUCACCACCUACUUGGUGUGGGUCCGCUGCAUCUUCAACAAGGUCCUCCUGGGGCCUUUCGCAGAUGUGCUGGUGUGCAGCACCUAGCGGGCAUGCUGCAGCCAGGCCUGGGUGGGGGUGUGGCUCCUCCAGCUCCGUGUCCCUGGGCUCACUCGCUCGCAGUGGCUUCUGGGAGU
Messenger RNA from Hyaena hyaena (striped hyena), 2185 nucleotides. It is a transcript of the gene POMGNT2, whose product is annotated as protein O-linked mannose N-acetylglucosaminyltransferase 2 (beta 1,4-). Lineage: Eukaryota; Metazoa; Chordata; Mammalia; Carnivora; Hyaenidae. Gene Ontology annotation, cellular component: endoplasmic reticulum. The transcript has 2 exons. Bases 354 to 2096 code for a protein of 580 amino acids. Gene Ontology annotation, biological process: protein O-linked glycosylation via mannose. Gene Ontology annotation, molecular function: protein binding; protein O-acetylglucosaminyltransferase activity. The record is from RefSeq and is a predicted model, not a curated record.